Ciona intestinalis (vase tunicate) is the source of this 1729-nucleotide messenger RNA. The record is from RefSeq and is a predicted model, not a curated record. Lineage: Eukaryota; Metazoa; Chordata; Ascidiacea; Phlebobranchia; Cionidae.
CCUUUUUAGGGGUUCCUAUCUCAAAUCCAAUCUCUCGUCAGUUACCUGUUGACAGUCUGUAAGCAACGUUAGUUUUCUCUCAGCGAAAGUUUGCAGUUAUUUUGCUUGAUUUCUAAUGGAAAUUAUACCGGACGUUGACGUUUUUGUUGGCAAUAAUAUUCACGUAGAUUUUGAAAUAUAUCAUUACUGGCUGAGAAAUAUCGGAGCUGAUGAGGUAACAGAUCUUCUUGUAUCUUCUGGAGCGUCUAACAUCAGUCAUAUUGAGAUAAACAAUGACGAUUUUGAGAAAUCCUUGUUAUACAGCCAUGUACUUGACCAAUACCGAUUGUUUAGUAUGGUAGAACCCAUGGUACAAGUUCCUACAGUUCUAUGUACGCAACUGACUUACCAAAUCUCACAUAAGAUUCAAGAAUCUCUGGUUUCGAAUUACUAUGAGCUUGAUGACCAAGUAGUCAGGGAAAUCUUGGGCAAAAAACUGAGCAAAGGAACACGAAGGGACUUGGACGAAGUUGCCGCAAAAACUCACAAAAGACUUCGUUUCUGCCACCGCCAGUUUGACAAUUGCAAGAGAAUUUUCAAAACUCUGGAAGACUGGCCUGGCAGUCUACUUGAUAAUAUACAAACUAAGUUUCUUCUCCCGCAAGAGUUAGCAUGGAAAUACACCGUGGUUGUUUUCCUGUCCAGUUUACGGUUUGAAUGUUGUAAACGAAAGUUAGCUUAUCUUACUACAAGUGAUUUUAUAGAAUGUGGGAAACUUAUGAUACAGAACUGGACUGCAGCAGCUACAGGUUCAGAAAACCCUGAAACAGAAUUAGAUCGAGAUUUUUUGAACGAGCUUCGUUCUGUACGUGUUCUAUCUGCCGACCAGAAGAUCUGUGAGAAACAUAGACAUCUUAUAUCGCAAGAAAUGGAGAAAACAUACCCUACAUUAUCCCAAGCAUCCCGUACUCCGGAUCAAUCUUCACAGAGUCGUCUAUCCCGUGUCCGCUCCCGAGACUCCUCCAAAGACCUCAUCCCUGAAGCUUUGUUUCUCAAAGUUACUCGUGGAUUGGUUACCAUAGCGUCGAACUUGUACAGGACUAAAGAAGCGCAAGAUUUCUUCAUUGAUGUUGUGGAAAAGGUAAUUGAGCCUCUACAGUCUUGUAGUUGGAGCAAGUCAAAAGUUGAACAUUUUCUUGAUUUAUACAGCAGCACUGCUUUGCAGUUUACACAAAUGCAACAACUUUCGGAAGUUUGGAAAAAGUUUUCUACUACUGCAAUACAGUCUAUUGUAAAAAUGUAUUAUCCAAGCAAAAGUGUAGAUAAUAGUUAACACUGUGUGUGUGUUGGAAAAAAUAUGGAAUAGUCUUUAAAACUAAUUAGAAUGAGCAUUUUUUUACAGGUUAUAAAAAUAAGCAGCAUUUCUCCCUAAACCAAAAAAUUAUGUCAAAAUUAUUUAGACUUCGUUCUUUCACUGUUUUUUUUGAAGUAACUUUUAUUAAAACUAGAAGUCAACUUUGUGCUUUGCUGUUUCAUUUUGUACUGUGUAUGCCGAUACUGGUUCAUAGGUUUUAAUAUUUUGUCUUUUUUUGGUGCUGGUAUUUAUUUACAUGAAUAAAUGGAACCCAUGUUAUUAAAACUCCAUCGAGACACUAUUGGUGACAUAAGAUGUAAAACUAAGUAAAGUAACAUUAUGUGCAAUGUUUUGUCUCUUUCUUCAUCUUUAAUUUUUUAUAACAUACUCAAAAAA